ACAUGAUCUCUUGCAAGUUGCCCAGUGGCUACAUGGAAAUAAGCUAACUUUGAAUCUUACUAAGACUAAAUCCAUGAUUAUAGGUAGUAAUAGGAAACUCGUUGGUAUUUCCUCUUUCUCAUUAUCUAUUUUUGACACUGAUAUAAAUUCUGUAACUAGUUUUAAAUAUUUGGGAGUUAUGUUGUCCUCAACUUUUACAUGGUCCGACCAUGUUGAGUAUAUUUCAUGUAAGGUUAAUAAGAACCUCGGUCUUCUACGUAGGAUUAAGUAUUAUUUACCUUAUAAUGCUCGGUUACUUUUUUAUAAUAGCUUAGUGUUGCCUAUUUUUGAUUAUGCCGAUUUAGUCUGGGGUGACAAGGACAAUGUCACACUGAUGACGGAAUUGCAAAUUCUGGAAAACAAAGCAGCAAAGUUGAUAUUAGAUAGAUCGCUUCACUCCUCAUCUACUGAUGCAUUAACAGCCUUGAGAUGGCCAAAUCUUGAAGAACGUAGGAAAUUUCAUCGAUGUAUAUAUGCAUACAAGUGUAUUAAUGGCGAAAUUAAUCAUUCUUUGGACAUUGUAAGAAAGAGUGAUAUGCACUCCUACAAUACGCGCAAUAACGAUACUAUAAAGCUCCCCAAAAUCAAAUACAAUUGGGGAAAACAUCGUUCGCGGUAUCACUGUUUCANUUUUUUUUUUUUUUUUUUUUUUUUUUAA
Messenger RNA from Stylophora pistillata, 697 nucleotides. RefSeq lists its product as uncharacterized. NCBI's taxonomy places the organism in Eukaryota, Metazoa, Cnidaria, Anthozoa, Scleractinia, Pocilloporidae. The record is from RefSeq and is a predicted model, not a curated record.